CGCUCAGUGUGGACCGAAGCGGGGACGCGCGGCCCCGGGCCGGGGAUGCGGCUGGCGCCGGCCGCCCAGCGAGCCCGGGGGUCGGGCUGCGCGCCUCCCGUGCAGGGCAGGAGCUCGGGCCGGGAGCCGGAGGCAGAGGAGGGCGCGGCGCCCCGCGGAGUUGCUGGCAGGGCUGGCGCAGAGCCGGCCCCCCGGGUCCCGCGCGGUGAGCCACCGAGACAAUAAAGUAGCGGUCGGCAGCCCCCGAGCGCCCGAGGAGGCGGCGGCGCGGCAGGCUUGGAUGAGAAAUCCAGAAGAAAGAAUGUGUGAAAGAAAAAGAUGACAUCUGUGCAUGGCAAAACAAAUCCAAAGAUUAUUACAAUAAAAACAAACGGAGGUCAAGAGAACACUUACUAGUAAAGAUGACAGAAGGCAGGCACUGCCAGGUACACCUCCUGGAUGAUAGGAGACUGGAGCUUCUGGUUCAGCCCAAACUUUUAUCAAGAGAAUUGCUGGACCUUGUGGCCUCACAUUUCAACCUGAAAGAAAAGGAGUACUUUGGAAUAACGUUUGCUGAUGACACAGGUCACCAAAACUGGCUACAGUUAGAUCACCGAGUUCUUGACCAUGAUCUGCCCAAGAAACCAGGUGCCACCAUUUUGCACUUUGCUGUAAGGUUUUACAUUGAGAGCAUAUCGUUUUUAAAGGAUAAAACCACCGUGGAGCUGUUUUUCCUGAAUGCAAAGUCCUGUGUACACAAGGGGCAAAUCGAAGCCGACAGCGAAACCAUCUUCAAGUUAGCAGCGCUUGUGUUACAGGAAGCCAAAGGGGAUUAUAGCAGUGAUGAAAAUGCCAGAAAAGAUUUAAAGACUCUACCAGCCUUUCCAACCAAAACGCUCCAGGAGCAUCCAUCCCUUGCUUACUGUGAGGACAGGGUAAUUGAGCAUUAUUUGAAAAUCAAAGGUCUGACUCGAGGUCAAGCUGUGGUUCAGUAUAUGAAAAUAGUAGAAGCUCUACCCACGUAUGGAGUCCAUUAUUAUGCUGUAAAGGAUAAACAAGGACUUCCUUGGUGGCUUGGAAUCAGCUAUAAAGGAAUCGGCCAGUAUGAUUUGCAAGAUAAAGUAAAACCUCGGAAAUUAUUCCAAUGGAAACAGCUGGAGAACUUAUACUUCCGUGAGAAAAAAUUCGCUGUUGAAGUUCACGAUCCACGGAGGAUUUCUGUGUCAAGAAGAACCUUUGGGCAAAGUGGCCUCUUUGUGCAAACGUGGUAUGCAAACCCUUCUCUCAUCAAGUCCAUCUGGGUAAUGGCAAUUAGUCAGCAUCAGUUUUACUUGGACCGGAAGCAAAGCAAAGCAAAAAUUCCUUCAGCCAGGAGUUUAGAUGAUAUCGCGAUGGAUUUGACUGAGACAGGAACACCAAGGGUCUCCAAAAUGGUGACACUGGAGGCAAAAAGUCAGUUCAUCAUGGCGAGCAAUGGCAGUUUAAUCUCUUCAGGUUCUCAAGACUCAGAAGUUAGUGAGGAGCAAAAGAGAGAGAAAAUCCUAGAGCUCAAGAAGAAGGAAAAGCUCUUGCAAGAAAAACUCCUGAAAAAAGUCGAGGAGCUUAAGAAGAUCUGUUUGCGGGAGGCUGAGCUCACAGGCAAAAUGCCAAAGGAAUAUCCGCUGAACGUAGGUGAGAAACCGCCUCAGGUCAGAAGGCGUGUAGGCACCGCAUUCAAACUGGAUGACAACCUACUGCCCAGUGAAGAGGAUCCUGCUUUGCAAGAACUGGAGAGCAAUUUCCUAAUACAGCAAAAGCUGGUUGAAGCUGCAAAGAAGCUUGCCAAUGAGCCAGACCUUUGUAAAACCGUGAAGAAAAAACGAAAGCAAGAUUACACGGAUGCAGUGAAAAAGCUUCAGGAGAUUGAAAACUCGAUAAAUGAAUACCGAAUCAGAUGUGGAAAGAAACCCAGCCAGAAAGCAACAGUUAUUUUACCAGAAGACAUAAUCCCCUCAGAGAGCAGCUCCUUGUCUGACACUACCACCUAUGAUGAUUCCAAUGACACCUUCACUCUUGCUGGGCAGCGACCAAGUUCAGUACCUCAUUCUCCAAGAAUUCUUCCGCCUAAGUCUCUCGGUAUUGAACGAAUCCAUUUCAGAAAGUCAUCCGUCAAUGAACAGUUUGUGGAUACCAGGCAGUCCAGGGAAAUGCUGUCGACACACAGCAGCCCUUACAAAACCCUGGAUCGGCGGCCCCAGGGCGGACGGAGCAUGCCCACCACUCCAGUUCUUACCCGCAACGCCUACAGCAGCAGCCACUUGGAACCCGAAUCUUCAGCCCAACACUGCCGCCAGCGGAGUGGAAGCCUUGAGUCUCAGUCCCACCUGCUGUCUGAGAUGGACAAUGAUAAGCCAUUUUUCUCCCUCUCCAAAUCCCAAAGAAGCAGUAGUACAGAAAUCCUGGAUGACGGGUCUUCCUACACCAGCCAAUCAAGCACAGAGUAUUACUGCGUGACGCCCGUUGCCGGCCCCUAUUACACCACCCAGACUCUGGACACUCGUGCCAGGGGCCGGAGAAGGUCCAAGAAACAGAACGUUUCGACUUCAAAUUCAGGAAGCAUGCCCAACCUAGCACAAAAGGAUAGUAUGAGGAAUGGCGUCUACACAAAGAGUCAGGAGCAACCUUCUUCUAGUUACUAUAUUGCUGGAUACACGCCCUAUGCAGAGUGUGAUCUGUAUUACAGUGGCGGCUACGUCUAUGAGAACGACACUGAGGGACAGUACAGUGUCAAUCCUUCCUAUCGGGCCUCAGCACACUAUGGAUACGAGCGCCAAAGGGACUAUAGCAGGUCCUUUCAUGAAGAUGAGGUCGACCGGGUGCCCCAUAACCCAUAUGCAACUCUCCGGCUGCCCCGGAAGGCUGCUGCCAAGUCGGAGCACAUCACCAAAAACAUCCACAAGGCCUUAGUUGCGGAGCACCUGCGUGGCUGGUACCAGCGGGCCUCUGGGCAAAAGGAUCAGGGGCACAGCCCACAGACUAGCUUUGACUCAGACAGGGGAUCGCAGAGAUGCCUGGGGUUUGCUGGGCUGCAAGUACCCUGCUCUCCCAGCAGUCGAACAUCCUCCUACUCUUCAGUAUCUUCUACAAAUGCUUCUGGGAACUGGAGGACCCAGAUAGCUAUAGGGCUAUCUGAAUACGAGACCCCGGCACAUUCUUCCUACACCAGCUGCUAUGGCAACAUCUAUAAUCCUUUGCCCUCCCCAGGCAGACAGUACACAGAGAUCAGUCAACUGGACAGUACAGAUGGAAGCCGGUUGGAAGAAAGCCUGGAGAGCAGGGAGCAGAGGCUCUUUUGGCAUGAAGAUUCAAAGCCUGGAACAUUAGUCUGAACUGCAGUUGGAUCUCUCGACCAAGCACUGCGUUCUCACACUAGUGUGCCUUGCAGAAUGUGCUCGUCUUCCCAGAAAGCUGUUCGGGUGUAGAAAGCUAAAGGCAUCAAAGGUCGAAGAGAGGACUCAGUUGCCCUGGAAGUGAAUCACACGCUGAGGCUGUGCAGAGUCCCUGAACGACUUGCCUUUCAAACUCCGGGCACUAACCCAACAGAGCAAGGUAGAACCGUGGCCGAGAAAGGACUCAGCCUGUAUCAACAGCAAGCACUUUUUUUAAGGGACUAAAAGUUUUGAAGGCAAACCACAAAACUGUGACAAGUGCGUUCAGGGUCUCCAGUAGGGAAGAAGGACAGGAAAUUUCAGAGCACAAUUCGGAAUGAAGAGAAAAGGGAGCUCCUUAGACAUUGUUCACCUUCAGAAAGUUUGAAUUUGUGAGCCAGCGAAGAAUAACAUGCUAUUUCUACGUGCCGUGGACAAUUGAGACAGUAUUGGAAAAUUACUUGAAGAGAGGCUGGAUUUUCAUGAAGUUCUGGAUGAGUGUAAAGGAUUUUAGCAGAUUAUAAAGAGUGAUGGUUUUCAUAAGCACCGUCAAAUGGGUUCUGGAAAGACUUAGUGCCGUAGCAUCCUGUAAUAUAACUUUAUGGUAGCAGAUUGGGGAACAUGAAGCAGCCCACUGAAUAAUUGACAAACUCUGCUUGGAGAAUUUUCUAAGGUACAAUAUUACUGGGCUCCUUUUUCCUUUGUACACCAAUGGUCUGAUGGGUUAUUAUUCGGACUGGUAACUCUCCAAUUUGGCUGCCGUUUGAAAUGGCAGACCUGAUAUGGAAAGUUUUUAUAAUUGAGAGUUUGAAAAAGUAUUUUAAGGUAAUACAGAAAGAACCCAAAACAAAAUGAAAUGAAAAAACAAAAGCCACAUCAUUUUAGAUGAAUUGCGUGCCUUAAAAUGGUGAACAUUAGAAAAGGAAGCAAAUUGUCCAGAUUCCACAGAGGGUUCUAAGUCACCAAAUGACAAAAACAAGAUUAGUCAUUAAAGAGACGAAAGCAAAAAAACUCCAAGCUGCAGUAGAUUUAAUUAUGAGGCUAAAACUACCUCAUACUUUACUUGGAAGAACUAAUUAGCUAUGGUUUAUUAUAGUGGUUUUUUUUUAAAAAACAAACAAACAAAUAUUUCCAUAUUCCAGAUUGUUCUUUUGUGUCAUCUUCACUCUGCUUCAAUAUUCCAUAAAAGGUGCUCCCUCCCCCCUCCCUUUUAUACAGGUUUCGUGUUCAUAUUGUGAAUAGAGAAGUUUCUGAACAACUUUUUUGGAACAUUUUCUAUCUAUAUUCCAAAGCAUGUAAUAUAUGCAUAAAGAUGAUUUGUUAAACUG
Messenger RNA from Nyctereutes procyonoides (raccoon dog), 4714 nucleotides. It is a transcript of the gene FRMD4B, whose product is annotated as FERM domain containing 4B. The transcript is spliced from 24 exons. Gene Ontology annotation, biological process: establishment of epithelial cell polarity. The coding region runs from base 402 to 3347 and encodes 981 amino acids. Lineage: Eukaryota; Metazoa; Chordata; Mammalia; Carnivora; Canidae. Gene Ontology annotation, cellular component: bicellular tight junction; cytoskeleton; adherens junction. The record is from RefSeq and is a predicted model, not a curated record.